Molecule: messenger RNA, 708 nt
Organism: Miniopterus natalensis
Lineage: Eukaryota; Metazoa; Chordata; Mammalia; Chiroptera; Miniopteridae
Source: RefSeq, a predicted model, not a curated record
AUGCCCAGGUCCUUCCUGGUCAAGAAGGUCAAACUUGACACGUUCUCCGCCGCAGACCUCGAGAGCUCCUACGGGCGUGCCCGCAGCGACCUGGGCGCGCGGCUGCAGGAGAAAGGAUACCUCAGCGAUUACUCGGGGCCCGCCUCCGUCUACGAUGGCGACGCCGAGGCGGCCUUGCUCAAGGGGCCGUCCCCCGAGCCCAUCUCAGGGGGCCGGCACGCCUGCGGCGAGUGCGGCAAAACAUAUGCCACGUCGUCGAACCUGAGCCGCCACAAGCAGACGCACCGCAGCCUGGACAGUCAGCUGGCACGGCGCUGCCCGACGUGCGGCAAGGUGUACGUGUCCAUGCCGGCCAUGGCCAUGCACCUGCUCACGCACGAUCUGCGCCACAAGUGUGGCGUGUGCGGCAAGGCCUUCUCCAGGCCCUGGCUGCUGCAGGGCCAUAUGCGCUCCCACACCGGCGAAAAGCCCUUCGGCUGCGCGCACUGCGGCAAGGCCUUCGCCGACCGCUCCAACCUGCGCGCGCACAUGCAGACGCACUCAGCCUUCAAGCACUUCCAGUGCAAGCGCUGCAAGAAGAGCUUCGCGCUCAAGUCCUAUCUUAACAAGCACUACGAGUCGGCCUGCUUCAAGGGCAGCGCCGGUGGCAGUGGCCCCGCAGCCCAGGCGCCGGCCGCGCCGCCGCAGCUCAGCCCUGUGCAGGCUUAG